This is a messenger RNA of Photinus pyralis (common eastern firefly), 3292 nucleotides long. RefSeq lists its product as uncharacterized. The record is from RefSeq and is a predicted model, not a curated record. Gene Ontology annotation, molecular function: DNA binding. The coding region runs from base 318 to 3092 and encodes 924 amino acids. NCBI's taxonomy places the organism in Eukaryota, Metazoa, Arthropoda, Insecta, Coleoptera, Lampyridae. The transcript is spliced from 9 exons.
UUUCCCAUUGUGAUCUUGUUUUGGGCUACUAGAGGGUGAUACCUAUCGCAUACUGAAAAUUUAUGUGGAGGUCACUUUGACCAUAUAUAAUCAUAUUUUUCAUCACUUUGUUCACGCUCUCGCCGUUGGCGCUAGUAGCGCUAUUCAAGUAGGCAUUCAUCGCACAUACUUCCCUCCGUGCUAUAUAUUGUUAAUUACAAGUGUUUGUUCCCUCAUAGACUUGACGACACCGCAUUCAUUUAGUUUUGGAGUGUGCUCGCAGUGCAUGUGUUGUUAUUUUUGUAAUUUUUCUUUUUUUUGUUUCUCUGGAGUUUACAAUGAGCCGAAGAGCGUUGUUGAUGUUAAAGAUGGCCCAAGACACUCCUGACUUAAACAACGCGAAGUUAACUAAUGAAUGCGUUUUUGGCGACAAGAGGAGUUCAGACCAAGAGAAUCAAUUAUGUGAUCGAAAUGCUCUAAUUCAACAGGACCCCAAAGAAUAUACACAAUCCUUAAUCGAAGUGAAUUGCCAAAAUGAUGGUUUACCACCACCAAGUUUAUGUGCAAAUUGCCCAGGCGACUCUAGCUGUACUUGUAGUAUUAUUUCCAAUACUACCGGUUCUAGCCAGUCUAUUUGUACAGAGGAACAUUAUAGAAACUUAUUUCCCACAAUUACAAACGACGUAUCUCCCAUCAUUUCAAAUAAAAAUAGUACAUAUUUGACGGUAGUGCCCAUUGGAAAUACUACCGACCCAUACUAUUUUGAUGAGGGAACAUCUAGCAAUUUGGAUGUGAUUCAAACUUUGGGGAGUAACAGUGACUUUAGUGACGAUAGCAGAGAUAAGGAUUUUGCUAUUGAAGCUGAGGGAAGCGAUUCUUCUGACACUAGUACAAUAGGUUCUUCGGAUAAUGACAGUUUAAACGGCGAGACUGUUCAAAAACAAAUUUUGACCGAAACUGUGGCAAAUUUUGAGAAUGUAAGACCUCUCUCGGAUAAAUUAAGACAACAGAAGAAGAACGAUUAUAGGAAUAAGCCCGUUUCGUGUAAAUUUUGCGAUGAAGAUGUGACCUCAAGAAAUUUUGUAAGACAUUUAACUAGAAAACAUAACCAUGAAACGGAAGUACAGAAUAUUUUGAAAUUUCCAGCCAAAUGCAAAGAACGAAAACAUGCAUUAAGUUUGCUUCGCAACGAGUCUAAUUUCAAUCUAUAUUUGAAGGGGACUAUUCGCCCAAAGAAACAAACAGCUGAGAAAGAAAAUAUAGAAUACUAUCCGUGUGUGUUCUGUAAAGCUGUAUAUACAAAAAAAUUUUUAAUGCGACAUGUCAAAUCUUGUGCUCACAAGAAGGUGUCAACUAAUAACAUAAACUAUAAAUCCAGUUAUGUCUCGCAAUCACAGACGGUCGUGGCAUGCGCUCUCGACCCCACUGAUGCCAUUUCCAAAUUAGAAGUAAAAGAAAAGGUUUUCAACAUGAUGAGGGGCGAUCAAAUAUCCUUUGUGGCGAAAAAAGACCUUUUAAUAGUGCACUACGGUGAAUCGUAUUUAAAGUCUCAAAAAAGAGAAAGGAAGGAAUAUAGUUGCAGUAGUAAGAUUAGAGAAUUAGCGCGAUUGUUAAUCGCAUAUAGAACGAUAGUUAAUGAUGAUAGUGUCUCUUUUAAGGAUUUACUUCACCCAGAAAAGUUUGACAACGUAGUAUUGGCCACCAGAAACAUUUCUGGUUUUGAUCCAAUUAAAAAAUCCUUUCAAUCACCCAGCAUAGCAAUGCACAUGGGCACAUCAUUAAAAACUGUAUCUGAUGAACUAAUUCAUUUAGUAUUAAAAGGUAGCAAAGGUUUUAAAUGCAGUUCGCCGGAUGAAUCCCGAUCUUGGCGGCAAGAUAUAAAGAAUUUUAAAAAACUGGUCGAGUCUAGAUGGAACACAGAAAUAUCAUCAGUAGCUAACAAAGAUUUGAACGAAAAACGAUGGCAGAAACCACUAUUAGUGCCGUUUAUUAAUGACGUGAAAAUAUUUAGAGAGGAAACAUUAAAAUUUGCCAAGGAAUGUGAACAACUAUUUCUAAAAGGAACCGACACAGACGUGACAUACAAAAUGUUAGUUCAAUGCACAUUGGCGCUGCUGAUUCUCUUCAACAGACGUAGGAUUGGGGACGUACAGUACUUGAAAGUCAAUGACUAUAAUUCGGAGACAAAAACCAAUUUUCAAGAUUUCGAGAGUGCUUUAUCCGAACCCGAAAAGGUGCUAACGCGGCAGUAUAAACGGGUGGUCAAUGGCGGUAAGGGUUCACGCGCUGUAGUGAUAUUAGUCCCGCAACUAUUACAACAUUUCAUAAGCAUACUACUUGAAAACAGACAUAAAUACAUUCCUGUGGACAAUCAAUAUAUGUUCGCAAUACCACACAGCAAACUCAAGUGGGCACAGGGCGACGUUGCGAUUCGACACUUGACCACCAAAAUGAAGUUGCAAAAUGCAGCAGCUAUUUCUAGCAAUAAAUUACGUAAACACAUAGCAACUGCUAUGCAGGUACUAACCAUGUCCAAAAAUGACUGUAAGCAGUUUUCCAAAUUCAUGGGGCACACGGAAAAAACCCAUGAGGAAUUCUAUGAGUUACCAAUUGACAUAUAUCAGACAGCCAAGGUUGUGAAGGUAUUAUUAAUGAUGGAGAAAGGGGUUCCGUCGGAGUAUAAAGGAAAAUCGUUGUCAGAUAUCGAAAUUGCCGAUAAUGAGUACAUUGAAGAUAAUUUCAAUGACCCAGAUCAGCCACUAACACCUACAAGUGAAAAUGCAACUGCUGUGGAGCGCGUUGAGGAUGUAAAUGCAACUGCUGUAGAGCGCGUUGAGGAUGUAAAUGCAAUUGUACCAGAAGAUGACAACAGAAAUGCAUUGACCAAAAAUAACCACACCUCCUUACACAAGAAAAAUAAUCUUCUCAAUAAAAGACAAGGUUGGAGAACAGAAGAAAUCGAUUUACUGAAGACUCAUUUUAGAGACUUUAUAAAUAAAAGUACUUAUCCAUCUGGGUCCCAAAUAAAUGACUUUAUUAAAGCUACCAAUUCGACAAGAAGUGUUUUGGUGAUAAGGUCAAAGAUACAACACAUCCUGAAACAAAAAAACUAAAUUCUACAGAUUUUUAAUCCUACCUACCUAAAUAAUUUUUGGUUACAUUUUAUUUGUUUGUAGUAUACAUACUUUUAUUUAAAUGUAUCUUACACUGUAUUACAUACUUUACUCACAAUAUAUAUAUUUCAAAACUUCUAAAUUGAAUAUCAGUAACACUUACAGAGAAACAAGUAGACGCGCCGCGCGUUUACGCUAAU